Lathyrus oleraceus (garden pea) is the source of this 6791-nucleotide messenger RNA. RefSeq lists its product as uncharacterized. Lineage: Eukaryota; Viridiplantae; Streptophyta; Magnoliopsida; Fabales; Fabaceae. The coding region runs from base 152 to 2473 and encodes 773 amino acids. Gene Ontology annotation, molecular function: zinc ion binding; nucleic acid binding. The record is from RefSeq and is a predicted model, not a curated record. The transcript has 2 exons.
UCUCUUAUCAAUAAAAGACCUUUUAGAAAAGCAAAUAGAGCGUCAAGAUAUCAUUAUAAACCACCUAAAUAAAUCAAAAGACCAAAUAUCCACAUCCACUAUUUCGGAUGCUCCUAUAGUGCAACCUCCUGUUUCCAUAGAAGGAUUUAAAAUGGAAACCAAUGGAGAAGAAUUUGUUCGUAUUUUAGAACAAAAAUUAAAGGGACUUAAUAUCACUGUCAUGUCCCAUGAAGAUUAUUCUGAAGAUAAUAAUGAUAACCAUAUUGACCAGCUUUCUGAUAUGUUUGCUAAUUUAGAUAUUAGUAACAUUGAAAUUAAUAAUAAUAACAGUAUAAACCCUGUUUAUUCCCCAAGGCCUAUAGAAAAGUAUUAUUACAAGCGUCCCUCACCGCAAGAUUUGCUUUUUGAGGAAUCAGAACCUUUCCAGAAUUCUUAUUCAGGAAAAGCCAUUUAUGAAUGGAAUGUUGAUGGUCUUAAUGACAAACAAAUUAUAGACACCAUCCAUAGGAUGAUCAUGUACUCUACUGUUUGUAAGCAACACGGAAAUUCUGAUAGUUCAAUUGCGUCCUUUAUAACAACAGGAUUUGUUGGCCAACUUAGAGGCUGGUGGGACCAUUAUCUUACUGAAUCUCAAAAAUUAGAGAUUCUUAAUCACAAAAAAAUCGUAAAAAACGAACCAAGAACUAGUACAAGCACUGUUGUGGCUAUGACCACCACAGGAGAAGAAGAUGCAGUGUAUACACUAUGUCUUUCCAUCUUACAACAUUUUGUAGGAACCAAUGUCCCCAUUGGAGAAAAGAUCCAGACACUUCUCCAAAACCUUAGGUGUCCUUCUCUUACCCACUUUAGAUGGUAUAAGGAUACUUUUCUUUCAAGAGUUUAUCAAUUAAACAAUCCCAAUUCUUUGCACUGGAAAGCAAAAUUUAUUGAUGGAUUACCCCAUUUCUUUUCUGAAAAAAUUAGACAAUCUUUAAGACAAAAAAAUGAUGGAAUAAAUAUAAAUUAUUCUGACCUUACUUAUGGUCAAAUAAUUAGUACUUGUGUUAAUGAAGGAUUAAAUUUAUGUAAUGACAUAAAGCUUAGAAAUCAACUUAAAAAGCAAAAGCUUUCUGAGAAACACCAACUUGGUGAAUUUUGCGAACAAUUUGCUUUUGAUCUUGGAAAAUCUCCAGAUAAUAAAAAGAAAAAAGGUAAAAUUUUCCGCAAUAAACCUUAUAGGGAUAAGCCAAAAAAUUCUUAUAAAAAUUCUUAUAAGAAUAAGAAAAGGAGUCACUACAAUAAAAGUAGACCUAAAGAAAAAUCUUUUGACCCUAAAGGUAAAAGAAAAGCCAAAAGGCUUGACAUAACAUGUCAUAAAUGUGGCAAAUCUGGCCAUUAUGCCAACCAAUGUUGGACUAAAAAAGCUCUUAAUGAAAUAGAAGAUGAACAAUUACGUUCUCAAUUAGAGAAAGUAUUACUUCUCAAUUCUGAUUCUGAAGAUUACUCUUCAGAAGAAGAUAUUAAUAUAAUUUAUGAAUCCUCUUCUGACUGCUCUUCUGAAUCUUCUAACAAUAAUAAUUGUCAAUGUAAUCAAUUAGAUUACUGGAAAUCAAUAGUUGAUAUGAAUGGGUUAAACGUUUUAACCUCAGAACAGGAUGAAGCUAUAAAGGCUAUAGAGUCCAUUUCUGAUACAAAUCUUAAAAGAAAAAUGCUUGAGGUUCUGAUCCAAGAAAACUCUAGAAAAGAAUCCCCUGUUAUUACAGAAGCACCUUACCAAUUAAGUGAGGUUUUAUCUAGAUUUAGACAAUCUAACAUCCGUGAAACUCCUGUUUCUAUUAUGGAUUUAAAUAGAGAAAUAAAUCUCUUAAAAAAUGAGAUAGCUCAAAUUAAAAAAGAAAACCAUGGUUUAUCUCAAAGACUUACUUUCUUAGAGUCCAAUAAUUCAAAAAUUGAAGAAAUAGCUUCCACUAAUAAUCCUUCACCUAGUGAUAGAUUCCUUUCUCUCAUUGAUAGAGUAACUUCUCAAAAAUGGUUUGUUAGAAUAACAUUAGUUAUUAAUAGAAAUUUCAUAUUAGAAAAUGAAGUUGCCCUUAUUGACAGUGGCACUGAUUUAAACUGCCUUCAAGAAGGAAUUAUUCCCACUAAAUAUUUUGAUAAAACUACCCAAUCUCUUACCCAAGCUGGAGGAGAUAAACUCACAGUUAAUUAUAAACUGUCUAAUGCUUAUAUUUGUAACAAAGAUAUUUGUUUACCCACUCACUUUAUUCUUGUAAAAAAUUUAACUCAUAGAAUUAUAUUAGGAACUCCCUUUCUGCAUAAAAUUAUGCCUUUGAUUAAUGUUGAUCAAAAGGGAAUUACUUCCAUUAUUAAUAAUAAAAGAAUUACUUUUGAAUUUAUUACUGAUCCUCAUACUAGGAUGAUUAAUGAAGUUAAAGAUAUUCUUCUUAAAAAGAAAAACAAAUUUGUUUUCUUAAAGAAGAAGUGGAUCUAUUAAACAUCACUUCUCAACUUAAAAAACCUGAAAUUCAAAAUCAAAUUAAAUUAAUUGAUCAACAGUUUAGAGAAGAAAUAUGCAAUGAUUUACCUAAUGCCUUUUGGGAUAGAAAGAAACAUGUUAUUUCUUUACCUUAUCUUGAUGACUUUAACGAAAGUCAGAUUCCCACUAAGGCUAGGCCUGCUCAAAUGAAUCAUGAGUAUUUGGAUUUAUGCAAAAAAGAGAUAGAAUCUCUUUUAGAGAGAAAAUUAAUAAGAAAGUCCAAAUCUCCUUGGAGCUGCACAGCUUUUUAUGUCAAUAAUGCUGCAGAAAAGGAACGUGGGGUUCCUAGACUCGUUAUUAAUUACAAACCACUUAAUAAAGUGUUAAAAUGGAUUAGAUAUCCUAUUCCUAAUAAAAAAGAUCUUUUAGAUAGAUUAAACAAUGCUUUAAUCUUCUCUAAAUUUGAUAUGAAAUCUGGUUAUUGGCAAAUUCAGAUUAAUGAAUCUGAUAAGUAUAAAACAGCUUUUACCGUACCUUUUGGACAUUAUGAAUGGAAUGUCCUUCCUUUUGGUCUUAAAAAUGCCCCUUCUGAAUUUCAAAAUAUUAUGAAUGAUAUUUUUAAUCCUUACACAGAAUUUAUAAUUGUUUAUAUUGAUGAUGUUUUAGUUUUUUCAAAAACUAUAGACCAACAUAUUAAACAUUUGAAAAUAUUCAAAGGAUUAAUUAAGCAUAAUGGAUUAGUAAUAUCUGGUCCUAAGAUGAAACUCUUUCAAACAAGGGUUAGAUUUUUAGGACAUGAAAUUGACCAAGGAACUAUAGUUCCUAUACAAAGAAGUAUUGAAUUUGCUUCAAAAUUCCCUAAUAUUAUUACAGAUAAGAAACAAUUACAAAGGUUUCUUGGUAGCCUAAAUUACAUAGCAGAUUAUUAUGAAAAUCUAGCUAAAGAUACGGCAAUAUUACAUGCUAGGCUUAAAAAGAAUCCUGGCCCUUGGACUGAAAAACAUUCUCAGGCAGUCCAAAGAAUUAAAAAUAAAGUGAAAUGUUUGCCUUGUUUAUCUCUUGCUAAUCCAAAGUAUUUCAAAAUUGUUGAAACUGAUGCUUCAGACUUAGGCUAUGGAGGAAUUCUUAAACAGGUUAUACCUGAAACAUCCAAAGAAGUUUUGGUUAGAUUUACUUCUGGAAAAUGGAAUCCAACACAAGCAAAAUAUUCAACUAUCAAGAAAGAAAUGCUUUCUAUUAUAAAAUGCAUUUCAAAAUUUCAAGAUGAUCUUCUUAAUAAAAAAUUUUUAUUAAAAAUUGAUUGUAGCUCAGCUAAAUCAAUUAUUGAAAAGGAUGUUAAAAAUCUUGUUGCUAAGCAAAUUUUUGCUAGUUGGCAAUCGCAAUUAUCUAUGUUUGAAUUUGAUAUUCAACACAUUAAAGGUGAAAAUAAUUCACUUGCUGAUUAUUUAACCCGUGAAUUUUUGCAGGGAAAAAAUGAUGACCCCAUAUAGGGGUAGAGGCCGCGGUUAUGGCCGUGGUGGGAGAGGGAGUAACAAAAUGUUACCCCAGCCAGAAUCAAACAUUCCUCUAAUAGGGGAUUGGACUACCGUCUACAAAAGUAGAAAAAUGCAGCAAUUACCUGCAUCUUCAGCAAAAAAGGAAGAUAUUGCUUCCUCUUCCUCUAAUAAAACUACAUCCUACAAGGAAGUUGCGGUUAAUAACCCACCUCAAGAACAAAUGGAUUAUUUCGAAAAUCCAGUAACUGAGAAAAUCAUGUAUAUUGAUGAUGAAGAUAUAAAGAUAAAUCCAAAUGAUGGUUGGUCCAUCAAAACUAGAUACCUCGAAUCAAGAGGAUAUCCAGGUCUUCAUGGAAAAUCUAGGCCCAACCUAGAAAUUCUCCUGACUGUUACCGAAUCGGUAACAAUUACUCACCAUUACCAAAACAAUAAUCCUGAAAGUUUUAUAAACUUCAGUAAAUGUCACAUUAACAAAAUUUUGUUACCAAGAGAAUGGGGUCUCAACCCAAAUGCUGAAAAAGCAAUAAGAAUUGCGGAAGGAAAGUAUAUUUACUUUAAUUAUUGGGACUAUGUCCAGGCUUUCACUCAAGCCUUUUAUUACCAAAAUCCCAAGAACAAGCAUUCUUGGUUUUUCUCUAUUAAUGAAGAGAUGGUUAAUAAACCCAUACCAAAUUGGUUUUAUGAAUGGUGGGCUAAACUUGGUCCAUCUUUGGAAAUUCUUCCUACAGAAAUUCUUAACUUAUAUAAUCCAUGGUGUGAUAAUAGUCCCCUUAUUGUAAAUAUUUUAUCUGAUAAUUUAAUCACUGGACAAUGUCCAUUAUUGUUCUUUAUUAAAUUUCAGAUUCCAUGGAUAUGGAGAUGGACAAUCACCAUAUCAAGAAACAAAUUCAACAUUCCCAUUUUAGAAAGAAAUUUCUUUUAUAAAUGGUGGAACAAGAUUAGUUCAGAAGAUGUCCAAAAUAAAAUUAAAUUAAUUGAAGAAGAAAUAGCUGGAGACCAGAACAAUAAGGUCAAGGAACAAAGCUCCCAACCAAUGUCUAUGGGAAACUUGAAGAACUUCUUCAAGAGAAAAUAUCCCAAUGAAUCAGAAGACGAAAUUAUGGUCAGAAUUUUGGAUCAUAUGAAGAACCAAUUCUUCUCUACUUUUCCAUCGAAAGCAUCAAAAGAUGAGGAUUCAUCUAUGAAGACAAGCUCUUCCAUGGGAUCAAUGGAUUCCCAUAAUUUUGAAGGUUUAGCAGGAGAAGGUCAAGCAGAUGAGGCUACUGCAGAAGAUUUCUGGGAUGCCAUGAUUCAAUCUUUGAAAGAAAAAAGAAAAGCAAAGAAUUAAUUUGUGACCUUGUCUAAAUAUAAUGAAGUAAGAAUCAAUAGACAAAAGGUGAAGGACAAGAAAUAAUAGAAGAAGAAUCUUUCCAAAAGAAAAAGGACAAGAGAAUCUUAUCUUGUCUUUAAUAAUUUCUAAGCAUAAUUGCAUGCAUUUUCUAUCUUUUGUAAAAGACAAGGGAAAAAGAAUCUUAUCUUGUCUUUAAUAAUUUAUAGGCAUGCAUUAGUUUUGUAGUUUCUUGUUAAUUGUUGUGACGAUGGGGCCCCAAGUGUACCCGACAAUAAUUAUACAAGUUACCGGCUAUUGUAAGUUUUAGUUACCGGCUUAAAUAGUAAGCCUUUUCUUCCCUAUAUAAAGGGAUUUAAGUUUCAUUUGUAGACACCUUCGAAGAAAAAAUAUAAAGUUUCUCAAAAUAUUGUCUAUACCUUUUUCUAUACUCCUUGCUUACACUAAAAACAUUCCGAUCCUGCUUCCGCUUUUUUCCGGGGAAGGGAGUUGUUGAAUUUGUUUCUUGAUAUGGUGAUUGUCCAUCUCCAUAUCCAUGGAAUCUGAAAUUUAAUAAAGAACAAUAAUGGACAUUGUCCAGUGAUUAAAUUAUCAGAUAAAAUAUUUACAAUAAGGGGACUAUUAUCACACCAUGGAUUAUAUAAGUUAAGAAUUUCUGUAGGAAGAAUUUCCAAAGAUGGACCAAGUUUAGCCCACCAUUCAUAAAACCAAUUUGGUAUGGGUUUAUUAACCAUCUCUUCAUUAAUAGAGAAAAACCAAGAAUGCUUGUUCUUGGGAUUUUGGUAAUAAAAGGCUUGAGUGAAAGCCUGGACAUAGUCCCAAUAAUUAAAGUAAAUAUACUUUCCUUCCGCAAUUCUUAUUGCUUUUUCAGCAUUUGGGUUGAGACCCCAUUCUCUUGGUAACAAAAUUUUGUUAAUGUGACAUUUACUGAAGUUUAUAAAACUUUCAGGAUUAUUGUUUUGGUAAUGGUGAGUAAUUGUUACCGAUUCGGUAACAGUCAGGAGAAUUUCUAGGUUGGGCCUAGAUUUUCCAUGAAGACCUGGAUAUCCUCUUGAUUCGAGGUAUCUAGUUUUGAUGGACCAACCAUCAUUUGGAUUUAUCUUUAUAUCUUCAUCAUCAAUAUACAUGAUUUUCUCAGUUACUGGAUUUUCGAAAUAAUCCAUUUGUUCUUGAGGUAUAACCUGUUUAAGAAUUCCUCCAUAGCCUAAGUCUGAAGCAUCAGUUUCAACAAUUUUGAAAUACUUUGGAUUAGCAAGAGAUAAACAAGGCAAACAUUUCACCUUAUUUUUAAUUCUUUGGACUGCCUGAGAAUGUUUUUCAGUCCAAGGGCCAGGAUUCUUUUUAAGCCUAGCAUGUAAUAUUGCCGUAUCUUUAGCUAGAUUUUCAUAAUAAUCUGCUAUGUAAUUUAGGCUACCAAGAAACCUUUGUAAUUGUUUCUUAUCUGUAAUAAUAUUAGGGAAUUUUGAAGCAAAUUCAAUACUUCUUUGUAUAGGAACUAUAGUUCCUUGGUCAA